CAUUUUUUUGAACCGACAUGAAAGUAAUUUUUGUUUUAUUUGGCUGUUUUUGUCUCUACGGGAGCUUUGUUGUUGGUGCAAGUAGGAAGAGGCUUGGACCUUCCACAGAUGACGGUGGCACAGCUACAUCUACAACAACAUUAGCGCCAACUGUGAUCACAACGUCCUCAGUGGCAGUGGUCAACAAUGCAACAGUAAACAACACCGCCUCCAAUAGCAAUAUCACCAGCAUCUAUGAUCAGAAGCAUAAGAUACUGCUGGUGGUACUUUCUGAUGUGAAUGUACGCCAUAUUAAGGAUCCACAACAAGCUUUUGAUAUAGCGCAAUCCUCAACCAGUUCAAAUAAUGCGGAUGAUAAGUCUUCAAACGCCACAUUAACGAUCGAUGCAACGAUGCUCAAGGAAAUUUUGAAGAAACUCCAACCCACGAAAAAGUGUGUGAAUAUUGUGCCUCAAUUUGUGCCGCCCACAUUUCCAUGGCUCAUACGCAAGGAGCAACGUAAGCCGAUUACUUAUAUCGAACCGAUUUUAUGCGAGGACAUCGAAGAUGAACGCAUAGUUUUAAUGGGAACUUUACCUGCCAACCAAAAGCGGCAACCUAGUGAACCAGUUAAAAGUAAUAUGGGGUAUUCACGAACGCGUUCCUCAAAAAAUACACGACAGCGUCAACGAUCGAAGCAGAGAACAGGUUCGGCUAAAAAAUCUCAGCAGCCGCUAUCUUUAAGCCAUUUUCGGUACUAUGAGCAUGACUCAGAAUUUGAUAACGAUUCGUCGAAUUUCAGCUCUGAAGAAAAUUAA
Messenger RNA from Bactrocera dorsalis (oriental fruit fly), 797 nucleotides. RefSeq lists its product as uncharacterized. The coding region runs from base 18 to 797 and encodes 259 amino acids. The transcript is spliced from 3 exons. The record is from RefSeq and is a predicted model, not a curated record. NCBI's taxonomy places the organism in Eukaryota, Metazoa, Arthropoda, Insecta, Diptera, Tephritidae.